Pseudoliparis swirei is the source of this 1354-nucleotide messenger RNA. It is a transcript of the gene hoga1, whose product is annotated as 4-hydroxy-2-oxoglutarate aldolase 1. Gene Ontology annotation, molecular function: N-acetylneuraminate lyase activity; 4-hydroxy-tetrahydrodipicolinate synthase activity. The transcript has 5 exons. Bases 311 to 1339 code for a protein of 342 amino acids. The record is from RefSeq and is a predicted model, not a curated record. Gene Ontology annotation, biological process: N-acetylneuraminate catabolic process. Lineage: Eukaryota; Metazoa; Chordata; Actinopteri; Perciformes; Liparidae.
UGUGCUUGUUUUAGUUUGAUUGGUUCAUUGUUUUAGUCUUUCUAAUCUUUAUUUUUCGCUCACACACAUGAUGUUGAUGAGCCCUCGCUGCUCCGGGGGGGCGGGGCUUGUGAUCCGAUGGAGCGUCGACCUUUCAACGCGGCUCAGAAAUCCCAAAUUCAAGUUAAUAUUUACAAAAGCGGAUUAUUGAUUAACUGCUGCAGCUGCUCAGUCACACACACGCACACGCACACACACGCACACGCACACACACACGCACACGCACACGCACACGCACACCGAGCAGCUCGGCCACUCAGUCCGCUUCACGAUGCUCCUCGUCCGGGUCUGCAGAGCUCUGGGUCCCCUGAGCCGAGGGGGUCCGCUGUCGCCAUGGAAACGGGCCCGCAGCAGCACCGCGGGCCGCCGGCUGGACCUCAGCGGGAUCUACCCGCCCAUCGCGACCCCGUUCACCGCCGAGGAGGACGUGGACUACCAGAAGCUGGAGGGGAACCUGCGGCAGUACGCCCGGAUCCCGUUCAGAGGUCUGGUGGUGCAGGGCUCCAACGGGGAGUACCCGUACCUGACGGAGGAGGAGCGGGUGGAGGUGGUGAGGGCGGUCAGGAGGUCGCUGCCCCCCGGCAAGCUGCUGAUGGCCGGAUCGGGCUGUGAAUCCACGAGAGCGACGGUGCGGCUCACGGAGAAGAUGGCGGCGGCCGGAGCCGACGUCGUCCUCGUGGUGACGCCGUGCUUCUACAAGGGCAAGAUGGACGUCCGCGCUCUGACCCAGCACUUCACGAAGGUGGCGGACAGCAGCCCGGUGCCGGUGGUUCUGUACAGCGUGCCGGCCAACACGGGCCUGGAGCUGCCGCUGGACGCCGCGGUGACGCUGUCAGAGCACCCCAACAUCGUGGGCCUGAAGGACAGCGGGGGAGACAGGCCGUACCAAGCGAGCAGCGUUCCGCAUCGAUAUCGAUACGCUCGGCGCUGUGGAGCGUCGUGUCCGGUGAAGAACCUUCGGCUGAAGACGCUCCGGCCCCGCCUCCUGCCGGGUCUCAGAGGACCGCAGAGGAAGCGUCUGCUCGCGGCGAGCCCUCGCAGCCGCUCUGCGUGGGAAGUGUCUGCACGGAUGCGUUGGUGGUUUGGGAAGACGGUGGUAGUUCGUCCGCGCGCUGGGAGACGGCGGCGUGGGCGUAGUGCAGGCCCACGGCGCCCUGACGGGCGGUGGGCGGGAAGAGGACUCAGAAGACGAGGGCGGGAGGUCGACUCGAGGAAGAGCUGCGAGAGAUUAUUCAGUUACAGACACGUCCUGCUCUGUGGAAGAUUAACCAAAAGAGUUGAGAAUCAUGUUUAUAUGUAGUUUAUAGUUAGUUUA